AUGAGCAACGCGUCCAAGAAACACUCAACAAGAGAGCGCUGCCUGCAGCCGUCCCUGCGAGUGCAAAGAAGUCGAGACUUGGGCGCUCCCCUUCAUUCAGAGCCUCAGCUGCACCCACAAGUGCGAGCAGGUUCAAGAGCAUCUGAAGCGCUGUUCGAGGGAGGAGAGAACGCUGGUGGUCAUAUUGGUGUGGUGGCAAACCGAGGACUGAAGCGGAAGGCUGGAGCUGAUGGCCCUGGUGGUAUACCACCGCUGCAUGCCAUGGCUCCUGGAUCGAAACGCAAGCCCCUUGCUGUGAUUGACAACAUACAGUCCGCUGCACAAGGCGAUGCAGUGCCAGGAAAGUUUCUCCUCCGGAGUGCGUCUGGCAGGAAGGUGAACGAGUCAGCUGUUGCGGUUGCAGGCGUGUUGAAGCUGUUUGGGGAGGAUGGAGAAGAAUGGCAGCAGCAGGGAGAGCAGGGGGUGAAAGGGCUGCAAGGACAGCAGGAGCAGCAGGGAAUGGAUGGGCAGCAGGGGAUUCAAGGGCAACAGGAUAUGCUAGGAGCAGAAGGGAAGCAGGGGAGUCGAGGAUGCAUGGCUAUAGUGCCAGUGACAGAUGAGCCAACAGCUGUAGCUCUCACCACCGCAUUGAACCCAUCUCCCUUGUUACUGCCACCAGAACCUCCGCCACAACCACCACAUACAGGUGCAGCUCUCAUAACCACCGCACAAAACCCAUCUCCAUUAUCAAUGCUACCACUACAACCACCACCACGACCUCCUGCUGGUUCAGCAAGCUUGUUCCAAACAGCCCGGGGAAAGCCGGUCCCUCUGUCUUCAGCUGCUGUGGACAAGGCGUGUGCCCUGCUGGGCGUGCAACAGCACGAGAGGCCACACUUUGAUGAUGGGGCUAAUUUGGGGGCCGGUAGUACAGAAGGAUCGACUGUUGGGGCGGGCCUGUUUCAAACAGCUUCAAACAAGCCGGUGCGUUUGUCUUCAGCUGCUGUGGACAAGGCGUGUGCUCUGCUGGGCGUGCAGCAGUGUGAGAGACCACGGUUUGACGCACCUCGCAUCACACCACCGACACAGAAGCCUGCAGCUCUGCUGAACGCUCAGGGUCACGGUGGGUCUCAAUUUAACGCGCCUAGACUCAUGCCGCUUACACACGGGUCCUCAGCACUCCCGGUCGCUCAAGGGCAUGAGAGGCAGAGCUCUCAUGCGCCCGCAGCAAUGGAGCUUUCAGUGCGGAACUCAGCAGCAGAGCUGACAGUAGUGGCGCAACCAGAUGGCGGAGCUGGUUUGGGGGGAGCUAAUCGGGGGGAAGCGACUGUGGGGGCGGGUCUGUUCCAAACCGCCCGGGGCAAGCCAGUUUCUGUGACUUCAGCUGCUGUGGACAAGGCGUGUGCUCUGCUGGGAGUGCAGCAGUACAAGGGACCACAGUAUGCCGCACCUCAUAUCACACCGCCUACACACAAGCCUGCAGCACUCCCGGACGCUCAAGGGCAGGAGCCGCAGAGCUGUAAUGUGCCUGCAUCAAUGGAGCUUGCAGUGCGGAAAUCAGGAGCAGAGCUGGCAGUAAUGGCGCAACCAGACGGUGAAGCUGGUUUGAGGGGAGCUAUACAGGGGGGAGCGACUGUAGGGGCGGGUUUGUUCCAAACGGCCCGGGGCAAGCCGGUUUCUGUGUCUUCAGCUGCCGUGGACAAGGCGUGUGCUCUGCUGGGCGUACAGCAGGAGCCGCCAGCACUGCUGGUCGCUCAAGGGCAUGAGAGGCAGAGCUCUGAUGCGCCAGCAACAAAGGAGCUUUCAGUGCGGAACUCAGGAGCAGAGCUGGCGGUAGUGGCGCAGCCAGGUGGCAGAGCUCUAUUGGGAGGGGCUAGUCGAGGGGGAGCGACUGUAAAGGCAGGUUUGUUUCAAACUGGCCGAGGCAAGCCGGUUUCUGUGUCUUCAGCUGCUGUGGACAAGGCGUGCGCACUACUGGGCGUGCAGCAGUAUAAGGAUCCUCCACGGGUAGAAGAACCCAGGAUCAGUGAAGAAACAGCAGUGCUUCUGCUGGAGGGCGCAGGCGCAGAGCAGACGAGAGCGGCGCAGCCAGAUAGUGGAGGCAGUCGGGGGGGAGCAACUGUACGGACUACUUUGUUUCAAACCGCUUCAGAGAAGCCGGUUUCUUUAUCUUCAGCUGCUGUGGACAAGGCGUGUGCUCUGCUGGGCGUGCAGCAGCAUCAGAGGCCGCGGUUUGAAGGCAGUGCUAGUCUGGGAGGAGCGACUGUAAGAACAGCAGGUCUGUUCCAAACCGCUUCAAAGAAGCCGGUGCACAUAUCCUCAGCUGCUGUGGACAAGGCGUGUGCUCUGCUGGGCGUGCAGCAGCAUCAGCGGCCGCGGUUUGAAGGCAGUGCUAGUCUGGGAGGAGCGACUGUCCAAACAGCGGGUCUGUUUCAAACCGCUUCAAAGAAGCCGGUGCACAUAUCUUCAGCUGCUGUGGACAAGGCGUGUGCUCUUUUCGGAGUGCAGCAGCGUGAGAGGCCGCAGGUUGAAGGUAGUGCCAGUCUGGGAGGAGCGACUGUCCAAACAGCGGGUCUGUUUCAAACCGCCUCAGAGAAGCCUGUGCGGUUGUCCUCAGCUGCUGUGGACAAGGCGUGUGCUCUGUUGGGCGUGCAGCAGCAUGAGAGACCACGGUUCGAUUCACCCAGGUUCACAGCUUCUGGAAGCACCGCAUUGCCCUGUCCCCAACCUUGUGCAAUCCAACCACCUCCACAUGCUCCCCUCGCCCUGCCUGGUCCUGCUCCUGCUGCCCCGCAACCUCCUCUCGCUCUUCCUGCUCCCGAUGCAACUGAAGGACCUGCUCCUCGUCCCCCUUCCCCUCCUUCCUGGCCCCUCGCCCUCACCCAAACCUCAUCACAAGGUGCAGCCGAGCCUGCGGUGGAGGCUCGGGCAGCACUUGCCAGGGCAGAGGAAAUGGUUGCGAGCCUGUUUGACCUGGGGACUGGGGGGAGUGGAGGCGGAAAUGGGAGGAAUGGGGAGGGGAGUAGGAGCGAUGGUAGUGGGAGUGGGAGGGAUGGUGGUGGGAGAGUGAGAAAUGGUGGUGGGAGCGGGGAGGGCGGUGGAGGUAUGACAUCGCAGAGAGGUCGCAAUGGGGCCGAUGUUGGAAGCCAGACAGUACCGUUGCAGCCUAAGCAGCUAAUGCAACCCGUGCAGCAUGCUCACACUUCCUUCAACACUUCAAAGCAGCAUCCCACCCCUCAAAACCCCACACAUGCACUCUUUCGGUCACCUGCACCUUCCCCACAUACUCCCUCACUCGCCCAGCCUCCUCUCCUCCGUUCCUCAACUCCUCUCCACCCCGCCUCUCCCCUCCACUCCUGCCCUCCUCUCCACCCCUCAUCUCCGAUCCACCGCUCCCAUACCCCUUCCCAUCCCUCCAACUCUCCUCUCCACCGCUCUCAUACUCCCCUCCACACCUCUCCCAAUCGGCUCCACAACGCUCCCCUCCACACCUCUCCCACCCCUCUUCACCGCUCUGGCACCACUCUUCGCCGCCCCUUAACUCCCCUAAACCGUUCUCCGUCCACCUCGCCCUCCCCACGGCGGCAGUUCAUACCGCCCACCUCCACCAUUCCCUCCCUAUUCUCCAAGCACCGCCCUGCUCGCUCCCGCUCCGCCGGCCUGCCUCCCAUCCCCAUGCGCUCACUCACUGAUGCCACUGAUGCACCAGCUCUUGGCGCCAACCAGAAUCCAGCAGAUGGAGCAGGACAUAUGGCUGCUGAUAACGCUGCAGUGUCAAUGCCAAGGAGUGGGUUGAGGACUGACGGAGCAGGUGCAGCAGGUUCAGGAGCAGGCGCGGGAGAGGGCGCGAGUGCAGCAGUGAUGGUUAGACAGGGGGAAGGGGGAGUGAGGCGACUGCAUGAUCUAUACAGGGAUGAGGAGGGGAAGCCGAGGAGGCGACCGUGUAUGGCUGAGUUCUUUGGGUAUCCGCCUGGGCUUGAGCGAGUGGAGGGAAAGGUGUCAGAAGCAGUUCGCAAAAUGACAGCACAGUCCGCCCUCACAUUUGUCUUCACAAUCCCGUCUGCUGUUCAGUCCGCGCAACAGCAAGCACAGCCACUAUUGCCAACUACCCUAUCACUGCCCACCCUGAUAGCACUACCAGCAACAGUAACAGAAUCACCAACAGCAGAACCAGCAGCAGCAGCAGCAGCAGCAGCACUGCCACCAGCCACACAGCCAUCACUCUCACCACCAUCACCACCGUUACCCCAGCCACCACCAUUACUACCUUCUUCACCUCAACCAUCGCCGCCAGCAGCUGGAAGAGAUAGGCGAGCGGGCGCAGAAGCGAAUGGUGCAGCUGACACUGUACAGGUGGCCGGUGCAACAAACGUUUCAGAUGCAGUAGGUUUAGUAGAUCCAGCAGAUAGGGGGGCUAAUAUGGCAGCUGCAGCAGGUGAUGAAGGAGGCGCAGCAUAUGCAGCAGGCGAUGCCAGUGCAGCAGGCGAUGCCAGUGCAGCAGACGAUGCCAGUGCAGCAGGCGAUGCCAGUGCAGCAGACGAUGCCAGUGCAGCAGGCGAUGCCAGUGCAGCAGACGAUGCCAGUGCAGCAGACGAUGCCAGUGCAGCAGACGAUGCCAGUGCAGCAGACGCUGCAGCAGGUGCAGUAGAUUUAGCAGGUGGGGCCAAUGUUGCAGUCGUAAGAGGUAUAGACCAUGCCGGAGGGGUAGAAGAGUUAGCAAAUGGCGGUGGUGUAGGAGCUGUGGAUGGUAUAGCAGAUGCAGCAGGUGCAGCAGCUGUGGCAUCAGUAGCACUCUCGUGGGUGACGAACCACUACCGCUGGGUGGUGUUGAAGCUGGCCUGUCAGGAGCGCAGCUUGCGUGUCCAACAUAAAACCUCCUUCCUGCCCCUCUCCCUUUUAACCCCUCCCUUCUCCCUCAACCGCCCUUCACAGGUGGGUGUCGAACGACUACCGCUGGCUGGUGUGGAAGCUGGCCUGUGGGUGUCAAACCACUAUCGCUGGGUGGUGUGGAAACUCGCUUGUCAGGAGCGCAGCUUCCCCCGUCGCCUUGCAGGAAGGAUGCUGACUGUGGAGAGAGUGCUGGAGCAGCUCAAGUACAGGUACGAGAGGGAGGUGAAUGAAGGCAAGCGGUCGGCUCUGAAGAAGGUGUGCGAGCGGGACGCUGCUGCUGGCAGCCCCAUGGUACUCU
Closterium sp. Naga37s-1 is the source of this 5167-nucleotide messenger RNA. Lineage: Eukaryota; Viridiplantae; Streptophyta; Zygnematophyceae; Desmidiales; Closteriaceae. The record is from the annotation of a GenBank genome assembly.